AUGAACGGCGAAAAAAACAAAGAAAGACGGCGACACAAGGCAAUGAAGCACGCCGAGGAAGUAAAAGCCAUCAUCGAAUGUAACGACUCACAUACCAUCGUCUGCUACACCAACGCAGCCUUCAGUGAACGAGGAAAUGCUGCUCUUGCGUGGUACGUUGAAAACACGAAAACUACUUGCACAAGACAUGCACCGUACUGCAGAACAGCGCAAGAGGCUGAGAUCACGGCCAUUGAAGAGGCCCUGAAUGCACUAGGACAAGAAGUCCAAUGCGGCACGAGCAUCAUCAUGUUCACAGACUCCCAAGACGCCAUCCGUUCACUGAAGACGCAUCAAGAAACGUGCAAGGCGAUUCGAAAUAUUACGACUACGGCCAUCAAGCUAAGGAUGCGCGACAUCCGAGCCUCGGUACGCUGGAUCCCGGGUCACGAAGGGAUCGAGGGCAACGAGAUAGCCAGCGAGGCAGCAGGAGAGUUAACUCGUUCCUUCCUCCGCUGCCUUCAAUGCCACUCCGAAGCCCCCGCGCCCUCUCGAACCCAUCGAAAUCCACCACAAAUGUCACAACCAAUCGAGUCUCCAAAGAGCGAACCUGACGGCUUUUACGACCCUUUUUGGGAAAUUAAAGCAGCCAGGAUCGCUCUGAAGAAAACUAUCGACAAGCACAAAGACGUGGCACGGGAAAGCCUUCCCAAGGGAUUCCGAAGACACGAAUCCGUCCUGCUAAGAAGACUCCAAGCAGGAGCUGCAGUCACUCCAUCAAUAACGAAGAAAUGGGCGGACGCUAAAAAGAAGAAGAAUCCGGACUUUGUACCAAAACCAGACCAGUGCAAGUACUGCCUAGAGAAUCUCAGAGCAGACACUCAACACUUGGUCUGGGAAUGUUCAAAGCUCGACCAAGAACGCAAUGACGCCCUGGGAGCGCUCAACCAUGAAGACAAACCUUCAACACUCGACGAAUGGGUAAACCCGGCAGGAGACUCAGAACGACGCAGCCUCAUCCUCCGAUCGCUGGUCGACUUUCUGAAGACGGCCAACCUCGGCAGAGACUUGUAGCUGCCACAAUUACAACCCUACGCGCUUCCA
Molecule: messenger RNA, 1083 nt
Organism: Ixodes scapularis (black-legged tick)
Lineage: Eukaryota; Metazoa; Arthropoda; Arachnida; Ixodida; Ixodidae
Exons: 1
Coding region: 1-1053 (350 amino acids)
Molecular function (GO): nucleic acid binding; RNA-DNA hybrid ribonuclease activity
Source: RefSeq, a predicted model, not a curated record